UCGUACUUCGUGACAUAUGCCAGGGCAUCUUCAAGCUCAUUAUUGCACUUGCUUUUCCAUUGCCACCACCCAGCUUCUAUCUUUGACUUCCGUUUUGUACUUCUGUUAUCGAUACGCCAACCUGUUACAUCGGUAAUAGGCGAUGGACUUGACACCCGAACGACCUCCACGUGGAGAGACAGUCACCUUUGCCGUUGCCGCAGACGAGAGCCAGAAUCUCAGUCCUCGUCGGAUUAGCCGCCCGAAGAAGAACCCGUCAGUUACACCCAGACGUUUCAAUCGAUUCUUUACGCCUCGAACUCGAAAUGUGCAGCGCGCCGUUCGGACAUCUCGCAAAGCUUUACAAGACCUGUCUGCAGCCCGCCUGAACAGCCGGCGCGAUCCACCCCAGCAUCCGAACAAGAAGAGGAAGCUCUCAUUUUCGUCCGUCCCAUCCCUACCAUCCUCGCCCAUCAAGCGGGACACAAUACCAAGCAGCCAGAGUAGCACGCAGGCUGGUGAGGGUCAGAGACUUCUGGCUGAAGACGACUCGGAUUUUGAAUGCUUCGACACCGAGGCAGAUGAGAAGGGGUGUGCUCCUAGGACAUAUCCGGCGCGCCUGGUUCCCUAUCGCUCUGUUAGUAGCUCAGCGGCCGCGCUUUACAAGAGGCUUGGUGGGAGGAAGACCGUCGUCGACGCAAACGACAGCCGCCUGUGGCAGAAUGAGGCAGCGAACUUCUAUAGCUCCUCGGAGGACUUUUACGGCUACAACCGACGCUUUGCGUCGUUGCCAUUUUGCGCGGCGGGCUUUAAGACUGUAUCACUGGUUGCAAUUGGCGACGAGGAUGGCAGUGUCCGCAUACACGAUGUCUCGGGUCCUGCCAUUCCCUACAGCGAGGUUUUCCUGACCAUGCAUCCUCACGACAAUGCGAUCAUGGAUAUGGAGUUGUCUUCUGAUGACGCCCUGCUCGCAACGGCCUCCGGAGAUCAAACUUGCCGCAUCAUUGACAUGAAAAAGCAGAUCGCUACGCACACCUUGAUAGGACAUACAGGGUCGAUCAAAAGAGUGCAAUUCCAGCCAGGCUCAGGUAACAACAUCCUCGCCACAUGUUCACGGGACGGCAGCGUGUGCUUAUGGGAUCUUCGCUGCGCUAAGGCCAAAGGCUCCACCAUGUUCAAGGAGCUACGCCGUGAGUCUGAAGGGUUUCUGAACGACAACAGAGAAGUCAAUGCCGUUAACGACAUUCGUGACGCCCACACAUCUUCCGACGGUAGCCGAAUCUCCACAAGUCGCCGUCCGGUCCCUGUCUCUGCAAGAAAUGACUUUGCAGUCACGACGUGCGCCUUCAUGGACCAGACUCGUCCACACCUGUUGGCUACAGCGUCUGAAAACAACGCAAUCGUCAAACUCUGGGAUAUGCGGACCUCGUACAAACAACGAUCCGGCAAGCCCAAUCCGGUAUCUGCAACAGAACAGCCCAAGAGCCACGAAAACGUCCGACCAUUUGGCGUGACCUCGAUAGCAUUCAACACCGACGGUUCGCGGCUGUACUCUCUAUGCCGCGAUCACACAGUCUACACAUAUUCCACAGCACAUCUCGUCCUCGGCAGCGCAUCCGAGAUGUCGUUGUCCUCCUCUCGCCCAUUCAGACAAUCUCGACAGACUGGGCACGGCUUAGGACCGAUGUACGGUUUCCGGCAUCCGAAACUCCGCCUGCAGACAUUCUACGAUAAGCUUGCGAUUCGGCACCGGGCCGAAGACCAGACCGAGAUCAUCGCCACUGGCAGCAGUGAGGAGUGCGCAGUCUUGUUCCCCACGGACGAGCGAUACCUCAAUCAGGCCACGCGCGGUCCACAUCCAGAUCCCCGUAUUGUGCGCACGGAGUUCCCCAUGUCCACCCCGGACGGUCACUGCCCGAUAUACUAUCAUGGCACUGCACUCGUCAAGGGCCAUCGCAAGGAGGUCACGGCGGUCGCAUGGACUCACAACGGCAACUUGGUUACGACGGCCGACGAUUAUACAACGCGGUGUUGGCGGGAAGAUGCGGAUGAGGCGCGUGCCCUGAGGCUCAAUACAGAGCGUGAUGCAUAUGCAAGGUAUAUGAGUGGAUGGGCUGAUGUGCUGGACGGGUACGACGACGAUGGCGAUGAGGAGGACGAUGAGUAGAGCUUUGGGUAUUUGAGUUUCUGGAGCAGUAUAAAGAAGCGCAAGGCGUACUCCGAGACCGACUUUGGGUAGAUGGAAAUCGGCUUCAAACAUGCAUUAUUCCUUGAAACAGCAAGCGUAUGUGUACUUUGUUGUAAGGCUAGUGCACAGUGCUGUGUUCCUUCGCA
This is a messenger RNA of Exophiala viscosa, 2313 nucleotides long. Its product is annotated as WD40-repeat-containing domain protein. The transcript has a single exon. Gene Ontology annotation, biological process: proteasome-mediated ubiquitin-dependent protein catabolic process. Bases 143 to 2146 code for a protein of 667 amino acids. Gene Ontology annotation, cellular component: nucleus. The record is from RefSeq and is a predicted model, not a curated record. NCBI's taxonomy places the organism in Eukaryota, Fungi, Ascomycota, Eurotiomycetes, Chaetothyriales, Herpotrichiellaceae. Gene Ontology annotation, molecular function: protein-macromolecule adaptor activity; protein binding.